CGGCACACACGCAGCCAGCUACUACAGUAGCCCCGGAAGCCACACGGCGCUGCUUUUCGCUUUCGUGCCCCGCUAUGCUACUAUCCUACUACUGUAUGCCAUGCCAUGGGCAAAUGCCUCCAGCCUGUCCGGCGGCCCCACUGUGGUGCUGUGCCUGUUGUCCAAGAGUCCCCGUCGUGACCUCGCGGCCUCCACCACCCAACCUAACCCAGCUCCCUCUGCUGCACACCUGCACCCAGGGCGUGAGCUAUCCGCCUUCCCUUGCCAGUGGCCCUACGGUGCCCUCCCCCAAAAGUCUCUGGCCUCCUCCUCCUCCCCUGCACCUCCACUGCCCCCUAGGCAAUAUAGGGAGCCCAGGGAAAAAAAAGGUUCGCUGCAGCCGUGCGUGUGUUCUUGGUGAGGUACGUGGGUACCGCCGAUUAUUCCAUAUUGCGUAGCUGGCUCUGCACUCUGCGUCUGCUCUGAUGGACCCCCAUGUCAACGUCUUCCCAAGCUCAUAAGUGGAACUAUCCGUCACUGCUCUCCUCGUUCACCCAUCACUUCAUAUAACAUCAGCCUCCUCCUCCUCCCCCUCCUCCUCGACACCCCCCCCACCCGUGCCACUCUAC
Hyaloscypha bicolor E is the source of this 608-nucleotide messenger RNA. RefSeq lists its product as uncharacterized. Bases 75 to 437 code for a protein of 120 amino acids. The record is from RefSeq and is a predicted model, not a curated record. NCBI's taxonomy places the organism in Eukaryota, Fungi, Ascomycota, Leotiomycetes, Helotiales, Hyaloscyphaceae. The transcript has a single exon.